AUGGAGAAAGUCUAUAGCAACAAAGCUAAAAAUCAUCGAAAAUCCAACGCCGAAUCUCCUAAGCUUCGUGACGAUGAUGUCCCCGACACUAUUGACAAUGCGGAUGAAUCCUUGUCCAAUCUCGAUCAUGAUCAAAUCUCAACCGCCAUUGAUUGUUUCAUCGACGAAUUAUCCACCGAUGACAAAACCACCUCACCCGAACUUCCUGAUAUCGUUGACACGUUUGUUAAAAUCGUCGAGUCAAAUAUCAAAGCGUAUAAUAAUAUACAAUCGGGGAUAAGAUUUGCGAAAAUAACAAAGGAAGACGAGCUUUUCAUGGAGGCGAUUAAACGCUUAUCGAAGCUAAAAAUCGCAUUGGGUGAGUUUCCUAAUUCGGCGUCGUUUAAUACCAUCAAGCAAGUCUUGCAACUAGCCAUUGUGUUGAUUGAAGACGAAUUUCGCGCUAUUUUACAAGACUCAAAUGCUCCUUCGGAGACGAUUACCAAAGGGGCUGAACCCGAAUGGUAUAACCACGAUGACUUUCCGGGUUAUUCGAAAGAAAAUGUAAUUCUUAUGAACAAAAUCGCUUCGGUGAUGAUUCCCGCGGGGUAUCAAUAUGAAUGUUGUUUGGCUUAUAGUGAGAUACGGAAAGAUGAAUUGGAUGAUCAAAUAAAGAGAUUUGAAUUUGAUAAAGUGAGUAUGGAAGAUGUGCAUAAAUCGAAAUGGGUUUCGUUAGAGCCGGAUAUAACCCGAUGGGUCAAGUUAACGAACCAUUGUUCGCGUGUUCUUUUUGUAGAAGAACGAAAGCUCGGAGAAACUGUUUUCUCCGAGCACCUCCCGGUUUUCACGGGUAUGUUCAUCAACCUUAUUCGCGGGAUCACCACUUCACUUCUCGAAUUCCCCACCACUGUGGCUAUUGAGAAGCCAAAGGCGAAACGCUUGUUUAAAUUCCUUGAUAUAUACGAAUCAAUCCGUGAUCUUAGCGUCGCGAUCGAGGAAUCGGAUUCCAGCGACGUUAAGCUAGAAGAAUAUUGCAAUCUCAAAUCGGAGAUAUCAGUCGUUGGUGAUACCAUUGGCGAGGUGGUCGUAAACAUGUUCAAUGAUUUGAAACAAACCAUUAGUAACGACAAUAACAAAACCACGGUCCAAGGGGCGGUGCACCCCCUAACCCGCUAUGUUAUGGGCUACGUAAAAUGCGCGUUCGACGAUUAUCAUAACACACUAGAACAUAUUUUCCGGAAACAUGUCGAAAAUGAAGCUUCAUCGAACAUGGAAAACUCAUCUUUGUCGCAACAAUUAUUGGAUGUGAUCGAACUGCUAGACGCUAACCUGGAAACAAAAUCAACAUCCUACAAAGAUCCAUCGUUACGCUACAUAUUUCUGAUGAACAACAAUCGGUUUGUAUUACAACUAGUGAAAGAAACAAACGAGAUGAAGCAGGUAAUCGGAGAUAACUGGUGUCGUCGAAAGUCAUCCGACGUUAGAAACUACCACAAGAGUUAUCAACGCGAAACAUGGACGAAGUUAUUACAAUGGCUCACACAAGAAGGCAUUCAAGUGCAUGGAAAACCGAGUAGACGAGUAUUGAAAGAUAGAUUCAAGAACUUUAACGCGAUGUUUGAUGAGAUACAUAAGACACAAAGCACAUGGGUUGUGAGUGACCAACAAUUGUUGUCCGAGAUGAGGGUGUCGAUAAAUGCGGUGGUGAGUCCGGCGUAUAGAUCGUUCAUUGGUCGGUAUAAAUCGCAGUUCGAGGGGAGUAAGAGCAUUGAUAAAUAUAUAAAGUAUCAACCGGAGGAUAUCGAGUCAUUGAUCGAGACUUUAUUCGAAGGUACGGAGAAGGUUGAGACUCAACUAAACGGGAUACAAGCUCUAUCAACCGUGAAGCAAACAACCGGGGCCUUCAAAAAUCUAUUGAAAACAUAUAAAAAUGUUGGACUUAUGAAGAUGUGA
Molecule: messenger RNA, 1932 nt
Organism: Helianthus annuus (common sunflower)
Lineage: Eukaryota; Viridiplantae; Streptophyta; Magnoliopsida; Asterales; Asteraceae
Product: exocyst complex component EXO70B1
Exons: 4
Coding region: 1-1932 (643 amino acids)
Biological process (GO): exocytosis
Cellular component (GO): exocyst
Molecular function (GO): phosphatidylinositol-4,5-bisphosphate binding
Source: RefSeq, a predicted model, not a curated record